CCGCGGCUCGCUUGUCUGAUUCUUUUUCUUCUCAGAGCAGUCGAGCCUUUGUUUCAGCCGAAGGAUCUCUCUAUUCAGUCAUCAUGGGGAAAACACGUGGUAUGGGUGCCGGCCGCAAGCUGAAGUCUCAUCGUAGAAGGCAACGAUGGGCUGAUAAAUCAUAUAAGAAAUCUCACCUUGGCAAUGAAUGGAAGAAGCCAUUUGCUGGUUCUUCUCACGCCAAAGGCAUCGUACUUGAGAAGAUUGGUAUUGAGGCCAAGCAACCUAACUCUGCCAUCAGAAAAUGUGCUCGAGUUCAGUUGAUUAAGAAUGGGAAGAAGAUAGCAGCCUUUGUGCCCAAUGAUGGUUGCUUAAACUACAUUGAAGAGAAUGACGAGGUCUUGAUUGCAGGAUUCGGACGUAAAGGUCAUGCCGUCGGAGAUAUUCCUGGAGUCAGGUUCAAAGUUGUGAAGGUGUCUGGUGUGUCUCUUCUUGCCCUCUUCAAGGAGAAGAAGGAGAAGCCGAGGUCUUAGUUUAGCAUGGGGCUUGUAGUGCCUCCUUUUUUAGUGUUUUAUUGGAGGAUGAUGCUUUAGCUACUCUUCAGUUGAGUGGAUUUUUUGAACUGUUAGUUGCCUAUUUUGCAGUAUCCAAGCCUGAUUUUGGUAUCAACAUUCAGUUUUGUGUUUUCCUGAAGAUGGAUGGAAAUUACUUGGUUUA
Molecule: messenger RNA, 696 nt
Organism: Telopea speciosissima
Lineage: Eukaryota; Viridiplantae; Streptophyta; Magnoliopsida; Proteales; Proteaceae
Product: 40S ribosomal protein S23
Exons: 4
Coding region: 84-512 (142 amino acids)
Biological process (GO): translation
Cellular component (GO): ribosome; cytosolic small ribosomal subunit
Molecular function (GO): structural constituent of ribosome
Source: RefSeq, a predicted model, not a curated record